Messenger RNA from Coffea eugenioides, 2612 nucleotides. Its product is annotated as protein arginine N-methyltransferase 1.5. Bases 195 to 2144 code for a protein of 649 amino acids. The transcript is spliced from 23 exons. Gene Ontology annotation, biological process: regulation of DNA-templated transcription; peptidyl-arginine N-methylation. Gene Ontology annotation, cellular component: nucleus; cytosol. The record is from RefSeq and is a predicted model, not a curated record. Lineage: Eukaryota; Viridiplantae; Streptophyta; Magnoliopsida; Gentianales; Rubiaceae.
UGCAAAAUGACCCAAUAGCACUCCACCGGUCCGACUCCAGCAGUAGUCAAAACCCUAGCUUCCCGACACCGCUGACCACCUCUCGAUUCUUUACUCCCUAUAUAAAGUUCAAUACCCUCCCUAAAACCCUCUUCUUGCUCCCGCCUGCAAAUUCUUCUCAAUUUCCCUCACAAUUAACCAAAACUUGAAGGAAAAUGCCGCUUGGAGAGAGGACAGGUGAUGAGAAGAGCGAGUCUAGAUACUGUGGCGUGGAGACGGAGUUCAGCGAUGACAUGCCUCGGCUUCUCUCUUCUAACCUCCAUGGCGGCUUCGAUUUCGUUGUAGCCCCUUUGAUGGACCCAACAUACAGGCCUAGCUUAAUGGAUGAUGGAAGCAAUGGAGCUGGUUUACUGCCAUUUGCUGGUUCAGACUUAGUUCUUAGCCCCUCGCAAUGGAGUGGUCAUGUUGUUGGCAAGAUCAGUUCUUGGAUCGACUUGGAUUCUGAAGAUGAAGUGCUUCGUACGGAUUCUGAAAUAACUCUGAAGCAGGAGAUAUCUUGGGCUUCCCACCUCUCCUUACAGGCAUGUCUUCUUCCUUCACCCAAGGGACCAUCCUGUGCCAAUUAUGCUAGAUGCGUGAAUGAAAUUCUGCAGAAUCUAACCAGUAUGCAGUUAUGGCUUAGGAUUCCACUAGAGAAAUCCGACAGUGAUGCUGGAGGUGCAAAUCCUGAUCAUAUGAUUGAUUCUUGGGACUUGUGGAAUUCUUUUCGUCUACUAUGUGAACAUCAUAGUCAGUUAUCAGUUGCACUUGAUGUUUUGCCCUCAUUACCUUCUGCAAAUUCUCUUGGACGGUGGUUUGGCGAAUCUGUUAAAGCAGCCAUCAUCAGUAGCAAUUCUUUUCUAACGAAUGCGCGAGGCUAUCCAUGUCUAUCUAAACGCCACCAAAACCUGAUGGCAGCAUUUUUCAAUCAUUCAAUUCAGAUAGUGAUUUCUGGGGAACAAUUACACAGUCUGCCUCCUGGAAAUUUGGAUACAACUGCCAAUAAUUCUGAUAACCACAAUGAAGGUCUUCAUCUACAUCCUUUGCGGUCCUAUUUGGACUAUGUUGCUUAUCUGUAUCAAAGGAUGGAUCCUCUUCCAGAGCAAGAACGCUUUGAGCUUGGCUACAGGGACUACUUGCAAUCACCGUUGCAGCCUCUCAUGGAUAAUCUGGAGGCUCAAACUUAUGAAACAUUUGAGAAGGACACAGUAAAAUACAUACAGUACCAAAGAGCAAUUUCUAAAGCUUUGCUGGAUAGGGUUUCGGAUGAGAAAGCAUCUGCUUUGACUACUGUAUUGAUGGUUGUUGGUGCGGGCAGAGGGCCUCUUGUCAGAGCUGCAUUGCAGGCAGCUGAAGAAACAGGGAGGAAGUUGAGAGUUUAUGCUGUAGAAAAAAAUCCAAAUGCAAUUAUUACUCUUCAUAGCUUGGUCAAGCUAGAGGGCUGGGAAAAAGAAGUUAUUAUAGUUUCUUGUGACAUGCGUUGCUGGGAUGCUCCCGAGAAAGCUGAUGUUCUGGUUAGCGAAUUGCUGGGUUCUUUUGGUGACAAUGAGCUAUCACCAGAGUGUCUUGAUGGAGCACAAAGAUUUUUGAAGCCUGAUGGAAUUUCAAUUCCUUCUUCGUAUACAAGCUUUAUCCAACCUAUUACGGCAUCAAAACUCUACAAUGAUGUCAAAUCACACAAAGAUCUUUUGCACUUUGAAACCGCUUAUGUUGUUAAACUACAUCGUGUAGCUAGGCUGGCUUCUACCCAACCUGUGUUUACUUUUGCUCAUCCAGAGAGCUCAACUAAAAGAAAAAAUGAUCGGUAUAAGAAACUUGAGUUUGAGAUUCCCUGCAACACUGGAUCAGCAAUGGUUCAUGGGUUUGCUGGCUACUUUGAUGCAACACUUUAUAAAGACGUACAUCUCGGUAUUGAGCCAUCAACAGCAACAUCUAACAUGUUUAGUUGGUUUCCGAUCUUUUUCCCAUUGAGGACACCAGUCUGCGUCCAGCCGGGUAUUCCAUUAACAGUUCACCUAUGGCGUUGCUGUGGUUCUACCAAGGUUUGGUAUGAAUGGUGCGUAAGUUCUCCUGUCUCUACACCUGUACAAAACCCUAAUGGUCGGUCAUAUUGGGUGGGCCUUUAGGACUUCCCUUUUAAGGUCUUACAUGGAAGUGAGGCGGAUUUGAUAUAGCUGAUCUAGUGCAGAAGGAAAGCACUUGCCAGUUUAGUUUCUGCUUACGAUGAGAUGGAUGCCAAUGAUGACAGAGCCCCUCUGUAUUCCUAUUUGGCACAUGCUGGUGCAACCUCUUCAUCCAUUAACUCCUUUACAGUGGGAAAAAGAUCGACCUUCAUGAAAGCAACAGGAGAGAUUGUUGACUUCUGUUUGGAAGUCUGUUGGUGUUUUUUUUUUUUUCCGUCAGAAACAUGCUUACAUCUUGCGGGCAUUAGAGGGGAUAAGGUUAAUAACAUGGAAGAGAAUGUCCACCAGAGACUCAAUUUUGUGAGAACAUUUAUUAUACCUUGUUGAAUUCCAGAUUAUGGUUCAUGUACAAAUAACAGAAGUAAAUUGUAAACUCAGGUAUUGCCCAUUGGAAAUGCAUCGUUUAAGUCA